AUGAAAGAAAUUCUUACUGAAAUGAAUGCAACGAUGAAUAAAUUAGAAAAAGAAAAAAUUUUGUCAUGGUCGGAUUUUGAUAAUCUUCUAGCAAAGUAUAAUUGGACCUAUGAGGAUUACGAAUGUGCUCUUCGUGUUGUUCAUACUAGAACGACCAUGAUUCAUAAAAGAGAACCUAAUGCACGAUGGGUUAAUCAAUAUAAUGAAGAAAUAUUGAAAGCAUGGAAUGCUAAUAUGGAUAUUCAAUUCGUACUUGAUCCAUAUGCUUGUGCAAAAUAUCUUAUGUCAUAUACAACAAAACCAGAACGAGAAAUGAGUUUAUUACUAGAAGCAACUCAUAAAGAAUGUCGUGAUGGAAAUAUGUCCGUUCGAGAAGAAAUGAAAAAAUUAACAGGUACAUUUUUUAAUCAUCGACAAGUUAGUGUACAAGAAGCUAUUUAUCGUGCUACUAAAAUGCCACUAACAUAUUCAAGUCGAGGUUUUGUUUUUGUACCAGCACAUUCAAAUAGUUGUAAAUUUUUAAAAUCACAAAAUAUAUUAAAAGAAUUGGAUCCAGAUGACGAAAAUAUAUAUAUGUCUAACUUAGCUGACAAAUAUUUUGAUAGACCAGAAGAACCGGAAUUCGAUAUUUGUAUGGCAGAUUUUGCUUCUGAAUAUGAAAUCAUAUCGAUUAAUAAAAACAUUAAAAAUCCAAAGACUCCAAUUAAACGAUUACAAACAUUAAAUUUUGCUAUUAAGAAACGUUGUAAUCGUAAUGCUAUUAUUCGGUAUCCAUAUUUCAAUAGAGAAACAGAUAGAGAAAAUUAUUUUGAAAAUCUUCUUUCUCUCUAUUUACCGAUAAGAAGUCGAAGUGAAUUGAAAAAACCUUAUGAAUUGUUUUAUGAAAUAGGUGAAAUAUUUGAUGCUCGACAACAAUGUAUAAGAAAAGUAAAAGAAAUUGUCUAUGAAAAUCGAAAAAAAUAUGAAGCUCAUUGGAAAGAAACAGAUGAAGCGGAAUCAUUAUUUAAUCAAUUAUCCGUAGAUAUGAAAGACAACGAAUGGGCUGAAAUUGUUGCUAAUAAAGAAAAGGAUAAUACAUGGUCAGGAGAUAUUGAACGAGAAGAUAAUCCCGAUUUUAAUAUUAUUCAUAAAGGAAAAAAUAAAAAUACGUUCAUUGACUUGAAGCAAACUUUUGCUACUACAAAUGAAAUAAGACCCUUCUUAGAAUCGAUGAACUAUGAACAACAAGAAGUAUUUUAUUAUGUUCGAGAAUGGUGUACAAAACGCUUACAUAAUCCUGAUGUUGAACCUCUUCGUUUGUUCAUUACGGGAGGAGCAGGCACAGGUAAAAGUCACCUUUUGAAAUGUCUUCAUUACGAAGCAACAAAAAUUUUUUCUCGAAAAAAACACUUAGAACCUGAUGAAAAUAUUGAUGAAAUUCAUACAUUGAUUACAGCUUUCACAGGUGCAGCAGCUGUCAAUGUUGGUGGAGUAACUAUUCAUAGUGCAUUCGGGAUUGGAACUCAAAAUAAUACUUUAAGCGAUAAUUUAUCUUGCGAUAAAUUAAAUAGUUAUCGUUGUAAGUUGGGUACACUUAAAUUAUUAUUUGUUGAUGAAGUUUCUCUUAUACAAGCAAGUUUAUGGGGUGCUAUGCAUUCUCGUCUUACUCAAAUCAUGGGUAUACAUUCGAAUACAGCUAUUUUUGGUAAUGUUGGCAUAGUUGCUAUUGGUGACUUUUAUCAAUGCUCACCUGUAGCAUCUUCAAGUAUUUAUUCUUCUUUACUUUGGUCUGAUCACUUUGAAUAUGUUGAACUUAAGAUCAAUGAAAGACAAAAAACAAACUUUUUUUUCUCACAAAUGCUUAAUCGUAUUCGAAAAACUAAAAAAAAAGAAGAUAUGAGUAAAGAAGAUCGUGAUGUGCUUGAAAAAUGUCAUCAACGUUAUUUGAAUAAAGAAUAUCAUCCAGAAGCAUUGCACCUUUUUGCUAGAAAUGCUCAAGUUGAUGCACAUAACGAAGAAAUGAUUGAGAAAAUUUGCACAAAUAUUCGUAUAUUCUAUGAAGUUAAUAAUAAUGAUAAAGAAAUAAAAACGAACGAAAAAACAGAAAGAAAAAAAAAUAGUAAGCCAUUACGACUUGCUAAAAAUGCUCGUGUGAUGAUGACGAAAAAUAUUUGUGUAAAUGAUGGAUUAGCAAAUGGUGUCACAGGUCAUAUUGUAGAAUUUGUAGAAAAUAAUAAUAAAGAUGUUUCUCAUAUAAUAAUUAAAUGUGAUUCAUCUAAAGUUGGACGUCUUCAUAGACGUAGUUGUCCACAUUGUCAUGGGCGAGAUACAAUAUGUGUGAUGCGAGAAAGUAACACUACUGAUCGACUAGAAUAUGAUUCACAAUCAAAAAAAGGUACAAAACAAUUUCCUUUACGUCUUAGCUGGGCAAUGACUAUACAUAAAGCUCAAGGAAUUACUGUUGAUCAAGUUGUUAUUAGUACGAAAGAUUUUUUUGGAAGUGGAAUGGGAUAUACAGCAUUAUCACGUGUUCGUAUCCUAGAAGGACUAUUUCUUAUUGAUUUACACUUUGACAAAUUCUACUGUAACGAAAAUGUUGAUAGAGUUCUUUCUCAAAUGAAAAUAAUGAGAAAAAAACAAUUAAUAUUUCAAGAAUCUUCACAAUUCUUGAAUAUAUUGUUUCACAAUAUUGAAGGAUUAAAAUGUCAUUUUAAAGCAUUUUCUAAUUACCAUUUAUUACAUAAAGCAGAUUUG
Messenger RNA from Rotaria sp. Silwood1, 2733 nucleotides. Lineage: Eukaryota; Metazoa; Rotifera; Eurotatoria; Philodinida; Philodinidae. The record is from the annotation of a GenBank genome assembly.